Molecule: messenger RNA, 414 nt
Organism: Knipowitschia caucasica
Lineage: Eukaryota; Metazoa; Chordata; Actinopteri; Gobiiformes; Gobiidae
Source: the annotation of a GenBank genome assembly
AUGAGUAUUUGCUGUUUUGCACAAGCCGCUGCAUCUCACACCGAGACGCUCAGACUGGAGUCAAACCCACUCCUUCUCCUUCCCCCUCCACACGUCCCACAGCCACAGCCGCCUCGCCCGUCCUCAAACAGAACCGUUGACUUCACACCGACCCCUUUUUGUGGUGAGUCUGCGGCGUCGAACAUCCUCUCUUUGACCAGGAUUGAGAAUGAAAAGGUUUGCUUCUUGGCUCGCGCGGCGCCUCCUGCUGGUUUGGAACAGAUUGAAUUAGAAAGCCCGUCGGUCGGGAGUCCCGGCUGCUUCCCCGGCUUCACGUCGCGAUGCAGAAUUGGAUCCGCCUCAAAGGAAAUCGUCUCCAGAAGUCGGCGCUCACACCUCCCGCCGAUCUGGGCCAACCUGCUCCUACCUGUUUGA